AUGGAAGGAUGCUAUUCGCCACAAGCACGCAAUACAGUACACCGCCAUCGCGAACGAGCCAAGUACGACUUCAAGACGGUCCAUUCCAUCGUGAACGCGUCACCCAUUCUCCACGUUUCCUUUCUGCCUACGCACCCAGAUGAUGACCCAUUUCCAACUACCCUUCCUAUGAUUGGUUACAUGGGCUCAUUUGAUGGCCCAUCUACGGGGGCCCUCGAUGUAUAUCUUCAUGGCCACAGUGCCUCGCGUGUCAUGCGCCUAGCUGGCAAUCAUAAAUCGGAAGGAAUCCCUGUCUGCAUCGCCGCGACCCUGCUUGACGGUAUCAAGCUCUCGUUAACGCCCUUCAACAAUAGCUGCAACUACCGCAGUGUUGUGUUGCACGGCUAUGCCACUGUUGUUACGGCUGAAGAAGAGAAAGAAUGGGCUCUUCGUCUUAUUACGGACGGCUUGGUUCCGGGGUGUUGGGACAAUUCCCGCGUGCCUCCCACGCGUGCCGAGAAUCUGAGCACGUCUGUUCUUAGGGUUCACGUCGCCAGCACCAGCGCCAAGAUCAACCAGGGUGGACCUUCUGAUGACAGGAAAGACCUUCAGGACGACGAGGUUACUAGCAGAGUGUGGACGGGUACACUUCCUGUCUGGGAGUCUAUUGGGACACCCAUUCCAAGCAUUACGAACAAAGUGGCCCAGGCCCCAAAGUACGUGCUUCAGUGGCGACAGAAUCGCAAUGCGGAGAACGAGUCAUACGCUCGGCAAUCCGUUGAGAAGGGUAAAUAG
Penicillium cinerascens is the source of this 774-nucleotide messenger RNA. Its product is annotated as pyridoxamine 5'-phosphate oxidase family protein. The transcript has a single exon. The record is from RefSeq and is a predicted model, not a curated record. Lineage: Eukaryota; Fungi; Ascomycota; Eurotiomycetes; Eurotiales; Aspergillaceae. Bases 1 to 774 code for a protein of 257 amino acids.